AUGCCGUCGAAGCGCACAAUGUACUUCCCAGACAACUCAAACGCGGGCAGCCGCCAACGGCAAGAUGGAGCAGAGCCAAUCGACCCUAGUGCGCUUGCAAAAGCAUUGAAGGACUAUGAGACUUCUGGCAGCCGGCGGGACAGGACACCAGCCUCCAGUCCAUGUCGCAAGAGACAACGGGUCUACGGGGACCGGCAAGUCACACUUUACCCGUUUAUUCCUAAUCGUGACGGACAAGAUCUACAGGCGACGUAUAGCCUGUUGCACGAGGAUGGUUGCCCAUCUACUCCUUCCAAGGCCAAGAAACGCCCCCCUCACUCUGAACUUCAUUUUCAAAAGACCGAGGAAGCCAACCGUACGUUUUCCCGGGUUUUGCGCAGCGAACUGUUCGGAAAUACGGUUCCGCAGCCCGAUUUGAAUUCUGCGCCAUCUGACCCAUUGCUCGGCUUUAGCAAUGGACUAAAUGACAAGACUCGAUCCCAUACACCUCCCGCUCACAUCACUGCCAAUCUUCCUCCUGCUAGCAUCACCCCCACUACCCCACACAAGAACCUUUUCAACUAUGGACCUUCACGGCCGGGGUCCGGACAUCCAACCCCCUCUAAAACACCUCGAAGUGUGCAUGGCCCCAACUUAGACGUGCGCUCUGAACUUUACAGUCUUUCUCCUAUCCGUUAUGACAGCCAGCGUAUUCUUGAAACACCUCGAAAACAGGCCCGGUAUGUAAACAAGGUGCCCUACAAGGUCUUGGAUGCGCCAGAUCUUCAAGACGACUUCUAUUUGAACCUGGUGGACUGGGGGAGUAGCAACAUACUCGGCGUUGGAUUGGCCAACUCUGUCUAUAUGUGGAACUCCCACACCGGUGGAGUUACGAGGUUGUGUGAGCUGAAAGAUGAUACUGUGACCAGCGUGAGCUGGAUUCAAAGAGGUACACAUCUUGCAAUUGGCACAGGCAAGGGUCUGGUACAGAUAUGGGAUGCUGAGCAUUGCCGGCGUCUACGAACCAUGAUUGGACAUACCAACCGAGUUGGUGCCUUGGCGUGGAAUGAUCACAUUCUCACAUCCGGAUCCCGAGACCGCCUCAUUUAUCACCGAGAUGUUCGGUCUCCGGACCAGUACAUUCGAAAGCUUUCUGGUCAUAAACAAGAAGUGUGUGGGUUGAAGUGGAACACCGAAGAUGGUCAAUUAGCAUCCGGAGGCAACGACAACAAACUGAUGGUUUGGGAUAAGCUGAGCGAGACACCCCUCUACCGUUUCUCUGGCCACAACGCUGCUGUCAAGGCCAUUGCAUGGUCUCCUCAUCAACAUCAUCUUCUGGCUUCUGGCGGCGGUACCGCUGACCGCACGAUCAAGUUCUGGAACACACAAACUGGCUCAAUGAUUAAAGAGGUCGACACUGGUAGCCAGGUCUGCAAUCUCUCUUGGUCCAAAAACUCGGACGAGAUCAUCAGCACACACGGUUACAGCCAGAACCAAAUCGUCAUAUGGAAAUACCCGCGUAUGGAACAAAUAGUUUCAUUGACCGGCCACACUUUCCGCGUUCUUUACCUCGCCAUGAGCCCUGACGGCCAGACUGUCGUAACAGGAGCAGGUGACGAAACACUCAGAUUCUGGAAAAUCUUUGAUAGACGAGCUACAAGAGACUCUCGUCGGGAAGGCAGCAAACUGGCUGAAUGGGGCACCAUCAGGUAG
Messenger RNA from Penicillium digitatum Pd1, 1692 nucleotides. The record is from RefSeq and is a predicted model, not a curated record. Lineage: Eukaryota; Fungi; Ascomycota; Eurotiomycetes; Eurotiales; Aspergillaceae.